This is a messenger RNA of Hydractinia symbiolongicarpus, 1457 nucleotides long. Its product is annotated as ADP-ribosyl-[dinitrogen reductase] glycohydrolase-like. Bases 126 to 1253 code for a protein of 375 amino acids. The transcript is spliced from 9 exons. NCBI's taxonomy places the organism in Eukaryota, Metazoa, Cnidaria, Hydrozoa, Anthoathecata, Hydractiniidae. The record is from RefSeq and is a predicted model, not a curated record.
UCCAAAAUAAUACCAAGCCUAAACCUUAACUAAACAUAUUCCUGUUUAAUGUUUAUUUGUAUUUAUUUUUAGGAUAAAUAAUAAAAUUUAGGAACUCAAUAAUAUUUCAAGAUUAAUCUGCUGCUAUGGCUACAUCUACUACCACACCAACAGACCACUCAGUACUGGAAGAUCAAAUUAGAGGAUUAAUAUAUGGACAAGCCAUCGGUGAUGCGAUUGGUUUGUUGAGUGAAUUUAUGAUCAAGGAAGAAGCGCAAAGGUAUUAUGGAGAUAAAGGAGAAUUAGAAUUCCAUAUAAAAGUUCCAGACAUGCACAGAUCACGGUGGAAGACUGGUGAUUGGACAGAUGACACUGAUCAAAUGAUCCUAAUAAUGUUGUCCAUACUUGAUCAGGAUGGAAAGGUUUCUCCUACUGACUUUGGUGCAAAUUUAAAAAAAUGGUCAAAAGAAGGAUUUCCUGAACUUGGUGAUUUUGGAGGCAUGGGAAUAGGUUCGACAACUUUACAUGUGUUACGUCACGAAAAGUACGACACAAAUCCACACGAUGCUGCGUUUGAUAUAUGGGAAAGUUCAGGUCGGUUCGUCGCACCUAACGGUGCCAUUAUGAGAACUUCCAUAUUAGGAGCUUAUCAAUACCAAUCCCUAGACAGAGUCCAACAACAUGCUUUGGAUAUAUGUAAAGUUACUCAUGCCGACCCAAGAUGUCAAGCAUCAGUGGUUGCUAUGACAACGGCAAUUUCCCUAAUGUUAAACGGUUCAUAUUCUAAAAAUGACGGCCAAGAUGUUGCGAUGAUAACAAAAGAAGCGUAUAAAACUGCGAAAGAAAUCUUACCUAAAAAGUCGUCGCACAAAGAGCUGAAAAAACACAUGUUCCCUUCAAAGUUAUCCGCGCUCAAGCUUGGUGAGCAUAAGAAAAUUGGAUACACAUAUAAAUGUCUUGGCUCCGGUUUUUGGGCCCUACAGCAAAGUGAUUUCCGAACUGCUCUUGAGAAAAUAGUCAUGGAGGCUGGAGACGCAGACACAAAUGGUGCAGUUGCUGGUGCUUUGUUAGGAUGCAAGCUCGGUGCAAAGAAGCUACCUUCUUCGUGGGUGGAUGGACUACUACAUAAAGAAUGGUUGGAUAAAAUUAUUGACAGGUUUCUUCCUCUUAUUAUUCCGAGCUAUACACGUCAAUUUCCGGACGAGGCGACAACUAAUGACGACGUCGAAGUCCUGAUUGACGGCAAAGUGGAAGAAGCAGAUGCUAUAAGUUAACCAGAAUCAGUUGUUUGUUUUCUUUCAGAAUUUUUAUGUAAAAAUGUACUAUUGCCGCUUCGUAAGUGACAAAAGAGGAAAUGCACAUUGUAUUUGUAUAGAAUUAUUUAAUAUAUAUAUAUUUUUAUUCAGAAUACGCAGCCAGCUUUGCACGCUGCUGGUGAUAGACAAAGUAACUCUAUUUCUAUAUAUAAAAUCUUCCUC